Molecule: messenger RNA, 1194 nt
Organism: Papilio machaon (common yellow swallowtail)
Lineage: Eukaryota; Metazoa; Arthropoda; Insecta; Lepidoptera; Papilionidae
Gene: Ciao1
Product: probable cytosolic iron-sulfur protein assembly protein Ciao1
Exons: 4
Coding region: 174-1181 (335 amino acids)
Biological process (GO): iron-sulfur cluster assembly
Cellular component (GO): mitochondrion; cytoplasm; cytosolic [4Fe-4S] assembly targeting complex
Molecular function (GO): protein binding
Source: RefSeq, a predicted model, not a curated record
GUCGACUUAAUGAUCUAUUCAGAUUCAGAUUUUGUUUUAUUUGAUUGGUGACUGCAGUUUAAUUUGAGUGCUUAUGAUUGUUUUACAUUGUGGAAAUAAUUUAUCAAUUGAAAUACCUAUUGACUGGUAAAAAGAUUUGUACAACUCUUCGUAUCUGGUAAACUAAGGCAAUUAUGGGUAGAUUAGAACUGCUGCAGACCUUAACUGGUCACAAAGGUAUUGUUUGGAAUGUGUCAUGGCAUCCCCAAGGAAAAGUUUUUGCUUCUUGCGGAGAAGAUAAGAUUAUAAAAUUAUGGAGUAAAGAAGGUCAGGACUGGACUAUGAAGACUGUUCUUGUGGAUGGACACCAGCGCACAAUUAGAGAAGUGGCAUGGUCUCCAUGUGGAAAUUUUCUGGCUUCUGCAAGCUUUGAUGCUACAACUGCUAUUUGGGACAAGAAAAGUGGUCAGUUUGAAUGCAAUGCUACAUUAGAGGGACAUGAGAAUGAAGUAAAAAGUGUGGCCUGGUCACCUUCGGGACAACUCUUGGCAACUUGUGGACGUGACAAGUCAGUAUGGGUUUGGGAAGUGGCAGGAGAUGAUGAAUAUGAGUGUGAGGCUGUUCUCAAUGCUCACAAUCAAGAUGUGAAAAAAGUGGCUUGGCACCCUUCCCUUGAUAUUCUGGCAUCAGCAUCCUAUGAUAACACAGUAAAAAUGUAUAAAGAAGAUAGCUUAGACAAUGAUUGGUCCUGUGUGGCUACUUUACAAUCACAUGAAUCUACAGUUUGGAGCCUCGCAUUUGACAAAACUGGAGAAAGACUUGCCACAUGCAGUGAUGACAGAACAGUUAAAAUCUGGAAAGAAUAUAGGCCUGUUAACCCAGAAGGAGUGAUUGUGGAUGACAAGGAAUCUGUUUGGAAAUGUGUUUGCACAUUGUCUGGAUACCAUACAAGAUGUGUUUAUGACAUUGCAUGGUGCCCAAAGACUGGACUUUUAGCGACAGCUUGUGGUGAUGAUAUUAUAAGAAUUUUUAAGGAGGCAGACGAUUCUGAUCCGAAUGCUCCCACAUUUGAACUGGUCUCCACUCAGUUAAAUGCACACUCACAAGAUGUAAAUUGUGUAACAUGGAACCCAAUGGGGAAUGAAGAAUUACUUUCUUGCAGUGAUGAUGGAGAAAUAAAAAUAUGGAAAUAUUCCGAAUAGUGUUUAUUUAUUG